UAUACCGCAGCAAACCGGUUUAAGGUCAUGUUUUUCUGCCACUGUCACUCCUUGAGUAGUAGUAGAACUUGCAUGAUGGGAUUUGGGAGUGUGGACUCCAAUUUCUAACCCUCAAGUAUCCGUUUUCAACGAUGUUCUCUCUCAGACGCAUCCUUCCCGCCCAACAUCACCACCACCCAUUCUCCACCUCCAUCUCCGCCGCCAUCGCCGCCAACACCACCCCCACACCCUCCCUCCCCGAAUCCUACAGAGUACAACCUCCAAUCAAACCCUGGCCUCACCGCCUCAACCCUAAACUAAUAUCAUCUCUCAUUUCCCGCCAACACGACCCCAACCUCUCCCUUCAAAUCUUCCUCCACGCCCAACACCACCACCGCCCUCCUUUCUCCCACAAUCCCCAAACCUACCAAGCCAUCUUCCUCAAACUCUCACGAUUCCGCUGCUUCCGCGAUAUCGAAACCCUUCUCACCACCCUCCGCCGUUCGCCCCAGCAAUUCAUUCAAUCCUGUGGCGAAGAACCGCUUAUAACCGUCAUUCGCGGUUACGGACUUGCGGGAAAGCCCAUACGGGCUCUGAAAACUUUCAUGAGGAUCAAAUCGUUUGGGAUUCGACCCUCGGUUAGGUCACUCAAUGCACUAUUGAAUUCUUUGGUUCAGAAUAAGCGUUACCGCUUGGCGUUCUUGUUGUUUAAGAAUUCUGGAGAUAGGUUUGGGGUUUUGCCUAAUGUGGUUAGUUGUAAUAUCUUGCUUAAGGCACUUUGUAAAGGGAAUGAGGUUGAAGUUGCUGUUAGGGUUUUGGAUGAGAUGCCUGGGAUGGGUUUGGUUCCUAAUGUUGUUAGUUAUACUACUGUUUUGGGUGGGUAUGUUUGGAGGGGUGAUAUGGAUGGUGCUAUGAGGGUUUUUCGCGAGAUUUUGGAUCGAGGGUGGGAUCCUGAUGUGACUAGCUAUACGGUUUUGGUGGAUGGGUUUUGUAGGUUAGGGAAAUUGGUGGAUGGGAUUAGGGUGAUGGAUAUUAUGGAGGAGAAUGGGGUUGAACCGAAUGAGGUUACUUAUGGUGUUAUGAUUCAAGCUUAUUGCAAGGAGAAGAGAUCCGGGGAAGCGGUUAACUUGAUUGAGGAUAUGCUUGGGAAGGAUUGUGUUCCUGGCUCGGAGCUGUGUUGUAAUGUUGUUGAUUUGCUGUGUGAGGAAGGGAAUGUUGAGAGAGCUUGUGAGGUGUGGAGGAUGGUUUCGAGGAAGGAUUGUAGCCUCGACAGUGCUGUUGUUGUGAGCACUCUUAUACAUUGGCUUUGCAAGAAGGGGAAGGUGCUGGAGGCUAGGAACGUGUUUGAUGAGUUUGGGAAGGAAUCGGUUGCUAGUCUCUUGACGUAUAAUACGUUGAUUGCUGGAUUGUGUGAGGGAGGAGAACUCUGUGAGGCGGCGAAACUGUGGGACGACAUGGUGGAAAAGGGUGUUGCGGCUAAUGCUUUUACCUAUAACAUGUUGAUUAAAGGAUUUUGUAAGGAUGGAAAUGCCAAGGAGGGUAUUAGAAUUCUAGAGGAGAUGUUGGAACACGGGUGUUUGCCAAACAAAUCAACCUACUUAAUAUUGAUUGAUGGGCUUUUGCUUUCAGGUGGAAUGCAACAAGAAAUCAACAAGAUAGUUUCACUUGCCACGUCCACUGGAGUAGAUGCUGACUUGUGGAAUCAUUUUGUAAGACCUAUUGUGGGCAAUGUAAAUUGUGGUGCAGCUGAACUUGAUAUGAUAUUAUUAGAGAAUGCAGUGUAAUAAUAUUCUGAAUAAUGCUGCUAAAUAUGAUCUUUGGAAUGUGAUGGCAAAAGAGGCUUGAAUGUUUGAAACUCUAUGCAUUGUUGAGGCAUUCUUUUAGCUGAUAUACUUAACAGUUACUGAGCUUGAAAGUGGCUGGCCAUUAUAGUUUCCAUCAACACUGAGUUUUCUUAUUACUAAAUUUAAUCACCAUCCUCUGCAUCCAAAGGAAUGUUGAUUGUGCAAAUACGGUGACAUGGAGCAGCCUGUCACUUAUUCAGUGCGUUUGGACAUAAUGAGGACACGUGGGUUUGGAAGUGGAAAAUAGCAGGGAAACAUUCGGUAAAAUCAGCUGUCUCUUUUUGGUUUCUCAAUCUUCCAAUGCAGUUGUGUGGUCUGAUUUAGCAUAGAAGCCGGUAUUCAGAUUAUUGUGGAAGAGCUCGGCUCCAUCUAAGGCUAUAAUUUUUUCUCGGCAGACUAUGCUUAGUUGGUUGCCAACCAGAGUUAAUUUAUUUUGGAAAAAGAUUUUAACAUGUUAACCUACGGUAGUAUGACUGGUGGCUGUCUGUUGUGCGGGCAGCAAGCAGAAUCUGCCCUGCAGUUAUUUUAUCACUGUAUUGUUACUUCUAGAAUAUGGCAUGCUGCUUAUAAUUGGUUGGGAGUGUGUAUGCCCAAUCCAGCGAUUUUAAUCGAUUCGCUUAUACAGUUCUGUUGAUAUACUUGCAGUAAGAAAGAGAAGAAGAUAAGGUCUUUAAUUUGGAAUGUGGUUUUCAAGUCUAUUUAGGAGGUUAUUGAGGUACUGCUAUGAAAAUAAAAGGUGAAACCAUGUAGAAAUGUGAAAAGGGAUAACUUUGAAAGAAUGUUGAGAGAGGUAUAGUGAAGGAAGGAAUUAUGAUGGUCUCUUGCCAGUGGGAAAGAGAACACAUAUAUAUGACAUUGAUCAUGUUCCAAAUAAUUCCAAAGAUGGCAAUGAUUAUGAUGCUGAUAAUAUGAGGAAACUGAGCCUGAGUGUUACAUAAUUGGAUGCUAUGAUACUGAUAAUACGGUGCUUUACAAAGAUUGAGAUAGGUAAAGGAAACUGAACCUGAGUGUGUUUAAUAACUUAAUACUAGAGCCUUUGGUGUUUAUUUGAGAGUCUCAUUCCAUAUCUGUUGUAUGAAUAGAAACAAUUAUUCCUAGAAGAAUAUUGUGUCAACUAAACUAUGUAUUGGAUACCGAAGGUGGUUCUCAUGUAUCGGUACUAACUGAUAGCAGAAUGUUGAAUAAAGUGAGAAUAGAGCAAAAGUUGUUGCAUCAGUAGUAAUAGGAACUUUUGUACUGAUUUUGCCUAGUGGGCCUGUGUAGGAACUUUGAAAAAUGUUUUCAUGUUCUAGUUAUAUGUAGAAACAUUGUUUAACUCUCUUAUUGGAUAAAUGUGGUUAUGUGUAUACGAAUGACAUUUUCUAUAUUUUUACACCUUUGAAUAUUAGUAAGUCUAUGUAUAAUGCAUAAAGGGUCCAGCCAUAUGGUUUAAACUGCUCAUGUAUUUGGCAUAGCUGUUUGUUUAGGCUAUAUAGAUGUGAGGCACAUUUGUGAGCCCCAUUCACUUCUAUUAUUUGAUUAUGAAUCAUUUGAAAUAUCUUUUUUAUUUGAAAAGAUGAUUAAGUUUUAAUUCACUGAUAAUGUCGAAAGCACUAGUUUCAAUACAUAAUGAUGUUUGUGUACAACUAAACAAAUGUUUAAAGAGUAUUACAAAGCGUUUCUUAAAUAAAAAAAAAUCAAUUUCAAUCUCAUUUAAAAUAAAGAUAUAGUGCCUUUCUAGUUUUUUUUCUUCUUAAAAUACCAAUAUUAUUAAGUUGAAAUUGUUUCUUUAGGAUCAUUACGACUUUC
Vicia villosa (hairy vetch) is the source of this 3611-nucleotide messenger RNA. RefSeq names its product pentatricopeptide repeat-containing protein At5g16420, mitochondrial. Gene Ontology annotation, molecular function: protein binding. The coding region runs from base 132 to 1763 and encodes 543 amino acids. The record is from RefSeq and is a predicted model, not a curated record. NCBI's taxonomy places the organism in Eukaryota, Viridiplantae, Streptophyta, Magnoliopsida, Fabales, Fabaceae. The transcript has a single exon.